CGUCAAAUCAAAAUGAAGUUGAACCUCAGCUGAGCGGAAGCUGAGUGUUAUUACGUAGAUGCGCAAAUAAAUUCAAUACGAAAAACAUGUUUCGUAAUUCGAUAAAAUCAUGUUUGGUCAGCCGAAAUCCAGAAUUUCAGAGAUGCAAGCACACGGCGAAGCUGGAGGCAAUAAGAGAGAAGCUCCGUGAGGGACCAGGGCUGUCGGAUUUCAUAGCGGAGGACAGACCGAAGGACUGGGACGAGUAUGAAGGGAAACUGAAACGGGAGAAGGGAGAGCAGGAGCGUUUGAGGCUUCCACCGUGGUUGAAGACCUCCAUACCAACAGGGUCAAAGUUCAACGAGGUGAAGGAGCAACUGCGUAGCCUGAAGCUGAGUACAGUGUGCGAGGAGGCCCGCUGUCCAAACAUCGGGGAAUGUUGGAGCGGGGGCAAGCAGGGCAUGUCUACUGCUACAAUUAUGCUCAUGGGUGACACAUGUACGCGAGGCUGUAUGUUCUGCUCAGUGAAAACGUCGCGCGCCCCGCCGGCGCUGGACCCGCUGGAGCCGCGCAACACGGCCACCGCCGUCGCGCAGUGGGGCCUCGGGUACAUCGUGCUGACCUCAGUCGAUAGAGACGAUUUGCCGGAUGGAGGAUCAGCUCAUUUCGCAGAAACAGUUAGGGAAAUAAAAAGACAGAACAAGGAGAUACUUGUAGAAUGCCUAGUGCCCGACUUCAGAGGGAAUCGCGACUGUAUCGACACCAUAGCCAACUGCGGUCUGGACGUGUUCGCGCACAACAUUGAGACCGUGGAGCGACUGACGCCUUUCGUCCGGGACCGGAGGGCGGGGUACCGGCAAACGCUGAAAGUGCUAGAAACGGCCAAGGAAAUGAACCCGGAUCUUGUUACAAAGACGUCCAUCAUGCUGGGCCUCGGCGAGACAGAUGAGCAAGUCGAGCAGACCAUGAAAGACCUUCGCUCCGUUGGCGUAGACUGCCUCACUCUCGGCCAAUACAUGCAGCCAACCAAGCGCCACCUCAAAGUGUUCGAAUACGUGACCCCCGCCAAAUUCAAGCACUGGGAACGCAGAGGCAACGAACUAGGGUUCCUUUAUACGGCCAGUGGGCCACUGGUUAGAUCCUCAUACAGAGCUGGCGAGUUCUUUAUCAGUAGCCUGUUGAAAGACAGGAAGGCGAAGAGCUUGUGACCUGAAGACGAAGCUAAAGGGGUAUUCAGACGCGACUGACGAAAUCAGUCGAUUUGUUCAGGAAAAUAAUUGGUCAAUUUCAUCUAGCGUCCACACGUACACAAAUUAGAUCACCAAUUUGACUUCUACUAUGAAAAUUGGCAUUUUUGUGUCCGCACCUGCUGAUGUGAUCGGGGAAUCAAAUUGGUAUUUGCGUCCGCGCGGCCCUGUUCGAUCGGAAAAUUUCAUCAGAUUGGCGAAAAAUUGUCUCGUCUGGAUACAACUUAACAAAUCAUUUUAAUACUAGUUAAGUAGCUCGGUGAGCUGUAGACCUCGCGUUAGGGUUAGAAAAUGUAAUAGUGAAAAAUACUUUUUUUUUAUAUGAUAGUCAGCAAACGAGCAGACGAGCCGUCUGAUGGGCUCAUAGUCAUACUUGGUUGAGUCGUCACAGUGAACUCCAUUGCAGCGCCUUUGUAGAUGCUAUUGGCACUUAAUUCCGUAUUUUGACAAAUUUAAAAUCUGGAUCGAAAAAACAGCUAUUUAAUCGGAGAAUCUGGUCACAAGAUUUUACGAACAUCGGUUGAGAAUUGCGACCUGUAGAGGAGAACAUCCGGACAUACAAAAACAAAAUGCUCGAGUUAUAACGGAGACCUUCGCUAACACCACAGUCAUUGAUCAUUUCAGAAUUUAAAACUGAAGUUACUGCUACUGUAGGGCCCAACCGAAUCCAUAUGAUUGUAUAAUGUAGUAUGUACAUCAGUUUUUAACGUUUUAUUUCGAAUUAACCAGAUAUAUAUGAGAAAAAAAUCAUUUCAAUUGCUUUGUUUAAUGUUUAUACUAUGAGCGGUAUUGUUGUGAUACAACUAGAAGGAGAACCAUGAAAAUAAAAUAACUAAUUCAUAAAAAAGUAUCGAAUACAUAUAUAAGCGGUAUUGUUGUGAUACAACUAGAAGGAGAACCAUGAAAAUAAAAUAACUAAUUCAUAAAAAAGUAUCGAAUAUAUACCAGUAGGAUGAUUUUCAUAUGAAUACGAAGUUCCUUUUACCACUUUGUAGUUACAACCUUCGUUUAAAAAAUAUUCUACAUGGAUAUUGAACAAUCGGGUGGAUUAAUUUGACAAGGAACUAAAAGAUAUGCUCCAUCAUUUCACUUUUAGGAAAUCAUGACGACAAAUACCUUAGGUUAGGUAUAAAUAUUUUUAGCAAGGUGUACCUAGAAUAACACGUGCCUACGGAAUUUUCACUGUAUCGUUAAUUAGGUAUGUUACAAAAUUUUGUUGGUUAUAUACAAUUGUACCUUGUUACGUUGACAUAAAGUGCAUUGUUGACUUACUGCUGUGAGAUUAGAUCUGUGUUCAACUAUCCCGAAGGGACACGAAUCAAAGAAUUGUUGUUAUUUGUUUGUAGAAUUAAAAUUAUAUUUUGUGUAUAAAAUUGUUAUCAAAUAAAUGUUUUUGUUUGAA
Molecule: messenger RNA, 2628 nt
Organism: Cydia fagiglandana
Lineage: Eukaryota; Metazoa; Arthropoda; Insecta; Lepidoptera; Tortricidae
Gene: Las
Product: lipoyl synthase, mitochondrial
Exons: 8
Coding region: 87-1187 (366 amino acids)
Biological process (GO): lipoate biosynthetic process
Cellular component (GO): mitochondrion
Molecular function (GO): 4 iron, 4 sulfur cluster binding; lipoate synthase activity
Source: RefSeq, a predicted model, not a curated record